ACGCAGAAAACUUGCGUUCAGCAGUUGAUUUUAUCAGCGUUUCAAACGCAAAGCGGCAAAUCGCGUUUAUAAGCGGUUGAAUUUUUUUUUUUCAACUCUUCCAUUUCCAGUUGCUGUCCAGAGCCUUUUUUCAUCAUGAAAAAUGCAUGCAAAGCAUUUUCAAGGUACUCAGAUGGACAAAACACUGAACACAGGAUGUUCCUACCAAGCUUGUCACACAUUGUAAUGACCAAUUCACACCUCAGACCUCUUCCACCCUUGGAAACAAGAUAUGUUAAUGACUUUUCACACCUCAAAUUCCUCAUG
Molecule: messenger RNA, 306 nt
Organism: Staurois parvus
Lineage: Eukaryota; Metazoa; Chordata; Amphibia; Anura; Ranidae
Source: the annotation of a GenBank genome assembly